UAUUAAACCGUCUGAGCUCAGGAAUCCGGCCAGAUCAUCCCCCCCCUCCUGCUGCAAAGUUUAUUUUUAACCAGCCACCGCCACAAUUUGGAUGGGGCUGCGAGGAAGCAACAUCUUCUAGCCCGGCUCGCCCCCGUCUCCCGAGAUUGCCUUUUAACUUUUCCUUCGGGCUUAUUUUCCUGCCGGCGGUGGCGGCGGGUCCCGCGGCGGCCCCUGCCCGCUGUUCCCGGCUGGGAGGGCCGCGCCGAAGCUGGGAAGUUGGGAUGAAGGCGCCCCUUCUUCGCAGCGUUCCUGAAAUAAACUUCCUGCAAUUCUUUGCAGUGUGCAGGUGUCCAGACUCCCCUUUACUCAUGGUCGCCUGUGAAACCCGUCAGGCUACUGAAGGCUGUACCUAAAAUUCUGCUGGCAGUGCAGCACACAGCAGUGGCCUUGAGAUAGUUACGGUGGACACCUUGUGCAGCUACAGGCUGUAGCAUCCCCUCGUAGUCCGAACAACUGAGUAUUGCGGUCCAGGAGUCUACACGUGUGGAGGACUGCCUGGAAUAGAAAAAGGAAAGCUGCAGAGAUUGUAAGCUGCUGCUUGAUCCGUGUGGCUGUUGUGCCGAGGAGCAUCAAAACAUUGCUGGAUGGAUCCGACAGCUCGUUGCAAAGUAGAGGUGCUAGAGGGUGCUGCUGAAGAAGAGGCUGAAGAGCCAGACGCUACUACACGUACUACACUAAGUGAGGAGACCAGCAACCAAGAAGAGAGCCACAAUCAGUCGGGGGAUAAAGAUGAAGAGAAGCAGCUGGAAAGCUUAAACACCUACAAGGUAUCCCCAAGUUCACCAAACAGUUUGGACGGAGCAGACUUGUCCUCCAUUGACGCCAUGAUGUCAGCAGUGAUGAAUGUGGGGAAGAUUGCUGAAAACGGCGGGAACUCUCAAAAUGUCAAAUCUCCCUCAAAGUCUCCUGCACCAAAUCGAAUUGGCAGGAGGAACCAGGAAACAAAAGAAGAGAAGUCUUCCUAUACCUGUCCUCUGUGUGAAAAGAUUUGCACUACACAGCACCAGCUAACUAUGCACAUUCGUCAGCAUAACACUGACACUGGAGGGACAGACCAUUCCUGCAGCAUCUGUGGAAAGUCUCUGAGCUCAGCGAGCUCCCUUGAUCGCCACAUGCUGGUGCACUCAGGUGAAAGGCCUUAUAAAUGUUCAGUAUGUGGACAGUCCUUCACCACCAAUGGAAACAUGCACAGGCACAUGAAGAUUCACGAGAAGGAUCCGAACAGCACAGCGAGCACAACUCCCCCCUCGCCGCUGAGGCGCAGGCGAUUACCUUCAAAACGGAAGUUUAGUCACGAUGCUGAUUUGGACAGAGAAGAGAGAACACCUGCAAAAAAGGUUGUCGAGGAUGGUCACUCUGGUGAAGGGGAUAAGAAGGCUGACGAUGAAGUUUAUCAUUGUCCAGUGUGUUUCAAAGACUUUUUUUGCAAGUACGGGCUGGAGUCCCACAUGGAAACACAUCCAGAUAAUUCACUGAGGUGUGACAUCUGUUGUAUUACCUUUCGUACUCAUCGGGGCUUACUGCGCCAUAAUGCAGUCAUCCACAAGCAGCUUCCCAGAGAUCCCAUGGGAAAGCCUUUCAUUCAGAACAACCCUUCGAUUCCAGCAGGCUUCCACGACUUGGGAUUCACAGACUUCUCCUGUAGGAAGUUCCCCCGCAUUUCUCAGGUCUGGUGUGAAACAAAUUUGCGAAGGUGCAUCAGUGACUUCCAUCGAUUUAUUUGCGAGAUGUGUAACAAGGCAUUCCCCAUGCUUUCGGCACUCAAACUGCACACAGAAACACAUGUGGUGGAUCAGGGAAAAGACAAGCACAAGCCACAGUCCAUGACCCCACCUGGCGAGAAUCCAGACCAGAAAGCCUUCAUGGCAUCCUUGGGCCUACAGUACACCAAAGACAUCAAACCUGUCAAGCAGGAGGACAAUACACAGGAUGAGGUCCAAGAAAUGCGGCUCAGAGCACUGAAGAGUAACCUACCUCAGGAACCUGGCAGCACCACCCUGCUCAGCCUCUCUCCUCUGGAAGCUGCCUCCAUGGGAGGGUCAUUUUCAGUCCUUCCCCCUACAAAAGAAAACAUAAAGCUUCUCUCGCUGCAGCCUUUCCAGAAGGGUUUUAUUAUCCAGCCUGACAGCAGUAUUGUGGUGAAACCCAUCUCCAAUGAGUCUGCCAUUGAGCUGGCAGAUAUUCAGCAGAUCUUGAAGAUGGCUUCUUCCGCUCCUCCUCAAAUCAGUCUUCCUCCACUUUCUAAGGCACCUUCUGUCCCUGUGCAGUCCAUUUUCAAGCAUAUGCCACCACUGAAGCCAAAGCCUUUGGUAACGCCCCGAACAGUUGUCGCAACCUCUACACCUCCUCCUCUUAUCAGUGCCCAGCAAGCCUCCCCUGGCUGCAUCAGCCCAAGCCUCCCACCUCCCCCUCUGAGGCUGAUCAAGAACUCGGUGGAGUCCUCCUCCAACUCUCAUCUCCCUCAGCCAGGAGCCAAAUCAAGUCCUUCCUCACAGUUGCUCCUCCAACCCAAAGCAGAGCCUUUAACUCAGCAUGAGAUGAAGACGCAACUGGAGCAGGACAGCAUCAUCGAAGCUCUCCUGCCUCUGAGUAUGGAAGCCAAGAUCAAGCAAGAGGUCACAGAAGGAGACCUCAAAGCCAUCAUUGCAGGGGCAGCGAACAAGAAGACCCCAACCAUGAGGAAAGUUUUGUACCCCUGCCGUUUCUGUGACCAGGUGUUUGCCUUCUCUGGUGUCCUGAGAGCUCACAUCCGUUCUCACUUAGGUAUUUCCCCGUAUCAGUGCAACAUCUGUGACUACAUCGCAGCUGACAAGGCAGCACUGAUCCGGCACCUGCGGACACACAGUGGGGAGAGGCCUUACAUAUGUAAAAUCUGCCACUACCCAUUCACAGUGAAAGCCAACUGUGAGAGGCACCUGCGGAAGAAGCACCUCAAAGUGACCAGGAAGGAUAUAGAGAAGAACAUCGAAUAUGUCACGAGCAAUGCCGCAGAGAUGGUGGAUGCCUUCUGCUCCCCAGACACUGUGUGCAAGCUGUGUGGUGAGGACCUGAAGCAUUACCGUGCCCUCCGCAUUCACAUGAGGACACACAGUGGGUGCCAGAAGAAGAAGCCAUUUGAGUGCAAGGAGUGUGGCACAGCCUUUUCAGCUAAGAGAAAUUGCAUUCACCAUAUCCUCAAGCAGCACUUGCAUGUGCAAGAAAGGGAGAUUGAGAAUUACAUCUUAACGGUGGACUGCAGUGCCCAGGAGAGCCAGACAGAGCCUUCCUUAUUGGAGGACAGCACUUAUAUGGACCACAAGCCCAUGGCGCCUUUUCUGGAGCCACAAAAUGGCUUCUUGCUUGGAACAUCAUCUCACGUUUCCAUCAAGCGUGAACCUGUGGGCAGCUUUCCGAUGGAUUUUGAUGAGCCUUUGGAUUUCUCUCAGAAGAGCAAAAGCCUGAGUGCUGUGCAAGUGAAGCAGGAGAACCUGUUCGGCUCUUCUCCCCUGUCCCUUUACGACUGUUCCAUGGAGCCUAUUGACCUCUCCAUCCCCAAAAUCCUGAAGAAGGAUAAAGAUGAUGUCCCAUGUGAAGCCAGGAAUCAAGAGUUGGCUGCUUCUGGGAACAGUGAUAAAGCCUAUAACUGUCUGCAGUGUCCUUUGGUUUUUGGUGCCAAUGGGGGCUCAGAGACAAACCGGGGUGUCAGACAUCCCCAGCCACUGAAAGGUUCAUUGCAUUUGACUGUCCCGAUCAUUUCCCCAGCUCUCCCUGGCAAUUCUGCCUUGCUGAGACCCUUGAGGCCUAAACCAGCACCGCCACCUCUCUUGCCAAAGCCUUCAGUAACUAAAGAGCUGCCGCCAUUGGCUUCCAUUGCACAGAUCAUUUCAUCUGUGUCUUCUGCUCACGCUUUGCUGAAAACAGAGGCUCCAGACGCCAGUCCCAAGGCAGCGAGCAGCUCCACUGGGUGUGACAAAUCAGGGAACGCCAAAGCUAAAGUGACAAUCAUGACUGCUGUUCAGAGAGACUCCAGCCUGCCCAGUGACCUGUCUCAGGCAUGUGAUCCAGAGCAGUCUCCCGUUGCUGAUGCUGGGUUGACUAAGAAGAGAGGUAGAAAGAAAGGAACGAAAAAUAAGCCCAAACUUAGCAGUAAUGUGGAUCUGGAGUCAAGUGGGGAGUUUGCCAGCAUAGAGAAAAUGCUGGCUACCACAGACGCUAACAAAUUUAGCCCGUUUCUGCAGUCCACUGACAAUUUCAAGGAAGAAAGUGGCAGAAAUGGAACAAGUGAGGAUGAGAAGGAAACUGCCAAGGAUAAGCUGCUGAGAGGGAAGAGGAACACUUAUUCAGACUGCGUGCAAAAUAUCCCCUGUCCUUACUGUCCUCAAGUCUUUCCAUGGGCAAAUUCCCUGCAGCGGCACAUGCUCACUCACACAGACAGCCAGGCUGAUGCAGAGACGCUAGCUACAGGAAACAAAGUCUUGAACCUGACCUACUGCGAGAAGGAGCAGUCAGAGGAAAUGACAGAGCUACCAGAGAGUGAGUGCGGCCCUAAGGAGGAGCAAAAGGCUGACUCCCUUCUGGCAGAAGAGGAUGCUGAAGAAAAAGUGGAUGGAUAUGAAGAGGGCCCUGAGGAAGAUUCUGUAAGUAACAAAAGUCUUGACCUCAAUUUUGCCAGCAAAUUAAUGGACUUCAAGCUGGCAGAGAGUGACCAGGGCGCAGGCAGCAGUUCUCAGACUGAAAGGAAACAUGCCUGUGACAUUUGUGGCAAAACCUUCAAGUUUGCUGGCACUCUUAGCCGUCACAAAAAGGCCCACAUUCGUGAGGACAGAAAGGAUGAAAGGAGCAGUGAGGAUGAAAGCAAAAGCAUUCAGGAUGAUGCAGGAGCUCCCUCGAUGCAGGACUCUGGUCUUGAGCAGGAAGAGUCUCCGUUGGACUUGAAGGUAGUGGAGUCUCCUGUGGACUGUGAGGCAACAGGAAAGGAGAAUGAAGAGAGCGAAAGCGUCUCUGAGGGGGAAGGCACAGAGAGAAAGUCCACUGAGAAGAGCAGUGAUGACAAAAAACCAAAGACUGAUGGGGCUAAGAGUACUGCAAAAGCAGACAAAAGAAAGAAAGUCUGUACUGUGUGCAACAAGCGUUUCUGGUCUCUGCAAGAUCUGACGCGACAUAUGCGGUCUCAUACAGGUGAGAGACCUUACAAGUGUCAAACCUGUGAACGGACCUUCACUCUGAAGCACAGCCUGGUUCGUCACCAGCGCAUACACCAGAAAGUCAAAAAUGCCCGAAACCACGGGAAGGAGAGUGACAAGGAGGAGACCCAGUCGAGGUGUGGAGAAGACAGUGAAAAUGAGUCCAAUCACAGUGGCGCCAACCCCAUCUCAGAAAACGAGUGCGACUCCGCGGGGGCUGUCGGUAGCCAUACACCCCUCAUGGGAAGCCGAAAUGAGUCCCUGGCUGGCAUGGUCAUGGAUUCCCCCUGCGGAGAGGAGAGGAGCGGCACCUGCCUCAUGGAGCCCACCAAGAGUGCACAGAAACAGACCGCAAAAGACCAGGAACCUCGGGGUGGCUCCGAGCACGAGAGGCCCUCAGGUUUCAUUCAAGACUUGCUGGAGAUGCACAACACGCCAUCUCCCAUGAAUCACAUCCUUGCCCCUGCAGACAGUGCACCUCAGCUCUUGGGGGUUGAAUGACUUGCUAGGAGGUUGGACCCAUCCCAGCAGGCAAACUGAAGCCAGCAGAGCAAGGUUUCUGGAGUCUCAUUUUGGAAGAGCGACCUACAGCUAUGGGGAGAGUAUGGCAGACUGGACGCGGUGCCAUAUGCCUUUCAGUAUAAUAAUGCAAGAGACUACAGUAUAUACUGAUUUGAGUGCCUUACUACUUUAUUAGAUCUUUUGGUAUUAUAGAUUUUUUCAAAAAUGAUUUUAAUAUUUUAAAGAAUUAUUUGGAGAGGACCCUUUUUCAUUUAAGCAUUAAUGUUACCUUUUGUAUUGGUGUGUGUGAGCUUGUUCUUGUAUAUCUGUGAUAGUCGCUGUGUUUGUUCUCUGAGCUGGAAAUGGGGGCAGUGGGGUGGGAGGCCCUUGGAUACCACAGCCAAUAACUGGAAGAAAAAUGAUGUGAAUUUCAUAUGAAAUAGUCAGAGGAGAUGCAGAGGAGAUGUUGAUUUAUUGUUUUUUCUCAGUAGAUGUUCUUGCAUUUGCCACACGGUGGAGCAUUAAGCCUGUUCGAGGCCUGAACAACGUGGCAGUUGAAGGUGUUCAAAGUGGUUCAAGCCAAAAGCAAUGAAUUUCAACCUCAUGCUUGUUUCCACUUUUCAGCAUUAGAAAUGGUCUUCUGAAUCCUAGGGGUUUUUUCUGGCCAUCAUGAACUGAGCAUGUGUACAGAGAAGAGUUACAUAGCAACGUAACCUAUGGAAAUUAUGCACCUGCUGUUACAUAUGUUUGAUUUGCUUCAGUAUAUUAUUAUUAUUAUUUUAUUAUUAUUUUAUAAAUCCAUCAGUUCGCUCGUCUCUGCAGUCAGCAGAAACCAAUGGGCAAUAUUUGCCCACAGAGAUGCGUAGCGCAGCUUGGAUCCCCUCUCCAAGUGUUUUUGACUUAACGCUUUCACCAGCUCCUCCUCCUCCUCCUCCUCCUCCUCCUCCUGCUCCUCCUCUUCCUCCUCCUCCUGUGUUGCAGCUCUUCCACUGUACUUUAAAUGAAACCCUUCCUCUGACCAGAGAGUCAAGUGGAGGCCAGCGAGGUAUCGUCCCACCUGUGCAGGGGUACAUCUCACUCGUGGUGGGGUGUGAGUGUGUGCGUGUGGGUGCGUGUGUGCGUAUCAGAGGAGAGGUGUGCGAGGACGGGACCACGCCAGGCCCCUCCAAGUGCGUGAGAAAGGCACUGCAAGUGCUGGAUUAGUCUCGUUGCAAUCACAUUGGUGAUAGCGUGUGUUACUUAAAGAGCAAAGUUAUUCCGUCUUCCAGUUGAAAGCAAGAGAGAAAUGCGAGCCUUACCCUCAUCUUGCUACUGUCACGUUCUAGAAGAGCAAGAAAAUACUACUGGUAAUAAAACUACAGAUAUACGACAUGUUAAAAAUAAAUAAAAUAAAUUAAAAAAAAAAUUAAAUUCUUCCUGAGAUUUUGGGGUUGAUGCUUGAAGACUUAAGGUGUGUGUCUAAAUUUCAUAUCAGUAAUUUAACCCCUUUAAUGCUGGCAGCUGGAAUUUCUCUGUAUGGCUCCUGUUGCCGGCAACAGGUGACACUCUGGCCACCAAUAUUGAAGGGGUUAAGUGAAAUGUAUCCUACUGUAGCUGCGCAUUUUUAGGAGUGCACAGCAUUUUUGUUGUCCUUGUUGUUGUUGUCGUCGUUAUUGUUGUUUGUUAAUUGUCCUUCAGUCAUGACCUCUGGGACAGACAGAGCCAUAAUAGCAUUGCCGGAGCCUCACUGUGCUAUUCCACCACUGCAGCCCAGCCCAGCCCAGCCCGCACUGUGACCCUCCCUCCUUCCCCCCGCAGAAUUACUUUUCCUGCUCUCACCAGACAUGGAGGAAGAGGGCCUCGAACCCAGUCUAUAUUAUAUAAUAUAUAUAUCUAUAUAUAUCUAUCUAUAUAUUAAAAUUCUCGUAAAAUUUCUGGAGACUGAAAUCUCACUGUCCAGAAUUGAGAGGAAGAGAAGCGUUCUUGAGUAAUAUUCUUGCAAAUAGAAUAAGAAAAAAUGGUUGAGGUAUAUGUGAUUUCUAUUUUUUUGUGGUUGAUUUUUUUUUUUAAUUUUUAAAUAGGGAUGUUUGAACCAGUUCUGAAACGAAGCUAAUGCCAGAUAUAGAUAAACCAAUCACAACCAGUGAUUCAUUUGAAACUCUACCCAGGUGCAUUCUACUUAAUUAAAACCAGUUCAUGCAUCCCUUAAAUUGUUAUUACUAUUAUAAUUAUAAUUAUUAUUAUUAUUAUUAUUAUUUUGGGUAUUUUUUGGUUUUUGUCAUUUGGUUUUUUUGUUUGUUUAUUUUGGGUUUUUUUGUUUUGUUUUUUUUUUUUGCAACUCUCCACACUAAACUGCGCAAUACUGUGGGGGAGAAGCCAUUACUAAACUAUAUGCUGCAGAACAAUGUAGCAAGUAAUUAAUUCCCAGCAUCCUGCCGGGACAUCUGCUAGCAAUAAUCACUAUUGAUUUAAAGCUUUAUUUAGCCUUUAUCUAUAUCCUAGUAGAGUAUAAGGUCUUGCCACAUUUUAUUGACAUUUUUAUUAGUUGAGUUUGACUGAGAACUGUUGCUGUUGUUGGGAUUUUUUUUUUGUUUCCCCUCCUCCCCCAAUAUUAAACUGUGAAAUUUAUAAUGUGUUUAAACUAUGGGUGAAUCUUAGGCUUUAGUUUGCAUGUUCAGCUAAUUUGUCUCUAUAUGAUUUUUGUUUGAAUCUUUUUAUUUUUUUCCUCUCUCAGGGCUUUUACAAAAAACAAAACAAAACAAAAAAAAAAUCUUCUAAAAUGCUUUUUCCUGAGUUGCAAUGGACUUAACAUGGAGAUAAUUCAAUCACUACAUUAAGCACUUGACUGUGAAAGCGCAAAGAAAAAUAAACAAAGGAAAAAAAAAAGAGAGAACCUUGUUUGAGGCUGUUGUGAAAUAACUUUCGGGGGCUAUGUGACAGUCUGAUUCCAUUUUCAGAAUGAUUCAUCAUCUUCUCUCUCUCUGUGUCUUUUUUCUCUCUUCUCUUUCUCCACGAAGGAAUUUUAAUCCUAGUGAUUUCAUCCCAUGCAGGAAACAGUAAUAAAUGUGUAGAAUUCAUAUUUUUCUAAAGGGAACUUAAACUGCUGCUACGAAUUGUGUACAAGACUGGUUUAUGCCACAUGAACAGAGAAUCACACAUUUGUUUUGGUACUUUUAUUCCUCUUUUUAUUCAGUUGUACAGUACUUCCAAAUUCAAAAUAAAAAGUAAAACUUGUUCUGUAUCAAACCAUCUAAGCAAUAAAAUGUUAUAUUUAAAAAUUA
Molecule: messenger RNA, 8965 nt
Organism: Pseudopipra pipra
Lineage: Eukaryota; Metazoa; Chordata; Aves; Passeriformes; Pipridae
Gene: RREB1
Product: ras responsive element binding protein 1
Exons: 12
Coding region: 627-5705 (1692 amino acids)
Biological process (GO): regulation of transcription by RNA polymerase II
Cellular component (GO): nucleus
Molecular function (GO): DNA-binding transcription activator activity, RNA polymerase II-specific; RNA polymerase II cis-regulatory region sequence-specific DNA binding
Source: RefSeq, a predicted model, not a curated record